Messenger RNA from Alternaria postmessia, 1569 nucleotides. RefSeq lists its product as uncharacterized. The coding region runs from base 1 to 1569 and encodes 522 amino acids. The record is from RefSeq and is a predicted model, not a curated record. Gene Ontology annotation, molecular function: protein binding. The transcript has a single exon. NCBI's taxonomy places the organism in Eukaryota, Fungi, Ascomycota, Dothideomycetes, Pleosporales, Pleosporaceae.
AUGCCACCAAAGAGGAAGAGAGAAGCCGCCGAGAGCGCCGCAAAGGCAAAGGCGCUGAAAAGCACAAAGGAAGCAGUUGCCUCAACCCCAAAGCAGCCGGCAACCAAGGAAAAUGCGAUCCGCAAGAGCAAGGAAGCUGCAGCCAACGGGAAGAUGGACGUGAGUAUGAGCAAACUUCAAAUCGAUUCCACAACAGAAGUCGAAGAUGCCGUUCCCGAUGUCACGACUGUCCAAGUCAUAACUGGCUCCUACGAGAGGGUUCUACAUGGAUUCGCAGCUGCUCUUCCCAGCAGUCUCUUCACUGGACAAGACGAUGCAUCGACACCUGAGGCAGACAGGUCAAAAGUGGAUUUUACCGACACAUUCCUUUUCAACGCCCAUGCGUCUUCCAUCCGCUGCCUUGCUCUGUCUCCUCUUUCAAAUGAGACAUCUAAAAUCACACUGGCCACAGGCAGCACUGACGAGCGCAUCAACCUGUAUUCCAUCUCAACAGCACCACCUGUCGCCUCCAAGCUCAGACCAAAGCUGCCUUCUCUACAUGGCGGCUCCAUCACCGAGAACCCCAAGAACAAGGAACUCGGCUCAUUACUUCAUCAUUCAUCAAAUAUCACAGCCCUCUACUUCCCCACGAGGGCAAAGCUUCUAAGCUCCGCAGAAGACAGCACAAUCGCUAUCACAAGAACGCGCGAUUGGACCGCACUUUCAACCAUCAAAGCACCGAUACCGAAACCUCAGGGCCGACCAAGCGGAGACACAGCCGGACCCGGCGAAGUGCCUUCUGGAAUCAAUGAUUUCGCCGUGCACCCCAGCAUGAAGCUUAUGCUCAGCGUAGGCAAGGGCGAAAAGUGUAUGCGGCUCUGGAACCUCGUAACGGGAAAGAAAGCCGGCGUGUUAAACUUUGACCGCAACAUCCUGGCCGCAGUAGGCGAAGGGCGCUUUGCGUCCGGCGAGGGCAGGAGGGUAAUCUGGGAUAAGGAAGGCGAAGAAUUUGCAGUGGGCUUUGAACGCGGUAUCGUUGUUUUCAACAUUGAAUCCAAGCCAAAAGCAAAGAUUGCACCAACCCCGAGGACAAAAAUCCAUCAAAUGCACUACUUGCCGUCGGAGUCGCAUCAGGCCACGCUACUAGUGUCCACAGAAGAUGGCCGCGUACUUCUCUACGAUACAGCCACCACAAUACCAACCGAAACAUCAGAAAAGAACAAGGACGAUGUGCCAGCUGCCAGAUUAGUCGCUCAAAUUGGUGGCCCAGCUGCAGGCAUGACGAAUCGUGUCAAGGACUUCGAAAUCGUAUCUCUCUCGCAAACAAGCUUCCUUAUCGUCACUGGUAGCAGCGACGGCACAGUGCGCUUUUGGUUCUUGAGUACGGAUGAACUGAAGAGUGACGAUGCGGGCAAGGCAAAGGGCUUCACUGCAGUUCAGGUUGGCAAACUGCUUGGGUCGUAUUCCACAGGCACCAGAAUCACAUGCUUGAAGGCUUUCUCCAUGACUGGCAAGCCUGAUGCAGAGGAGGAGGAGGAGGUCAUCGAGAAGGAUGGAAGUGCGUCGAGUAGUGAAGAUGAUAGCGAGUAG